CGUCCUCUUCCCAGCUGCUGCCUGAUCUUUUAUCCCACACUUGCCGCUUGCUGCCCGGGAACUGGGCUGCUGGGGGAAGGUCGCCGACGGGAUCGAUGGAAGAUUUGUCUACGUUUACGGACGGAGAGGUGGCCGAAGAAGCGAAGCGGCAGGCUCCAGGCCAAGGAAGCUCUGAAGGUAGUCAUAGUACUCUUUUGCAAGGCAUGAAGGAGCAGGAAACAAGAAAAGGAAAGGCGGCUGUUGGAUCCACUGAGCUUAUGAGGGAGGAUCUGGUUCAGAGUGCUGUUAGUUUUUUGAAACAUCCGAAAGUAGUAACCUCUUUGGAUGGACAGAGGCGAUCUUUCCUUGAAAACAAAGGACUCACUGUGGAUGAAAUAGAUGAAGCAUUUCGGCGUUUACAAAGCCCAUCUUCGAAUUCUUUGAGCUCAAAUGCUUGCACAUCUCAAGAGAGGAUUGAACCUGAGACUGAACCGGUGGCCCCUGUGGUGCCUCGUCAUCCAAAAUCAUAUAUGGAGAUCAUGGAAAUGAUACAGAGGGGUGAGCGGCCAGAUGAUAUCCAGGAUAUUAAUGAUGACCCUCCAAACCCUGAUCAACCAAUCUCAGAACCCCGUAUGGCACCGAAACCCAAGCCAUGGGAAAAGCAAGGUCAAGAAAGUUCGGCCUGGGAUUUGAAAUCAUCAUCAAGUGACUCGAGCGAAUUGAGAUCAGAAGUUCAACAAGACAGCACCAACAAGGCUAUGAAGUCAGCCGACAGCUCACACCAAGGGCAAGGGGGCUCACUGCUGCAACAAGAAGUAGCUGCAGGCUCUGAAUCUCCAACAGUGGCUGCUGCCACUUCGUAGUCGUAACCACAGUAUCGCACAGUGAUGUAAUGAAACAUAUAUGGAAAAAAGAAAGUUGUCUGGGCAUAGAGCUUGCUAAAGAUGCUUCAGAUCCCAAUACCAAACCACUCUUCUAAAUUCUGGGACACCUGCAAUUCUCAGGAGCUAUUUGAGUUGAAACUUCUCCCACUUUCUUUCUUUGGACAGUUUGUCCAUACAAUCUGUACUUGACUGCCCUUCAAAUGCACAUUAGCGUAUAAAUAAAUACAUUAAAAAGGCAACGCUUAUCCU
This is a messenger RNA of Panicum virgatum (switchgrass), 1112 nucleotides long. Its product is annotated as peroxisomal membrane protein PEX14-like. The record is from RefSeq and is a predicted model, not a curated record. Gene Ontology annotation, cellular component: peroxisomal importomer complex; peroxisomal membrane. Lineage: Eukaryota; Viridiplantae; Streptophyta; Magnoliopsida; Poales; Poaceae. The transcript is spliced from 7 exons. Gene Ontology annotation, biological process: protein import into peroxisome matrix, docking. The coding region runs from base 96 to 842 and encodes 248 amino acids. Gene Ontology annotation, molecular function: signaling receptor binding.